AUGAAUAGUAAUAAAUUGACAUUUUCAACGGCUUCUUUCUACACAUCUUUCCUGUCUGACAAAGGAGAAUCCAAUUCAUUUGGGCACCAUCGGCAGUUCCUCCAAAGUCCUCUCUGGAAGCCCAUCUCAAGCACGCAUCAACCCGCCAAAGAGGAUGAAAAGAAGCAAGCUACUGCAGUUGCCAGGCAAGCUGCAAAGAAUGCAUUACAACAAGCCAUCUACAUCUUGCCUAAAUCACCAUCGCAUGUCUCUAUUUAUCUUCAGCUUCCUAAAUUUCGCUCUUUGUCUGUGUUGAUGCGAUGUGGCCAUGUAUCUCAAUUGGUUGAAAAUUGGCUUUGUAAUCCUAUGGAACAAUUGAAACGAAACGCAGAGAAAAACCAACACUAUAGGUUGCACCAGCAGCGGCCAAAUCGACCCCGUCGUACCUCAUCAAGCGCACCGCUAUGCAUCAUGCCAUCGUCAACAACGAGUGAAGCCGGCCUUUUACCCGUUGUCAGUCAUGAAAAUGCUGUCGUUCCUGCGUAUCGCAAGCAUGAGAGCACCGUAUCUGUUCAUUUUCAAAUACCUCAUGAGCAACAAGAGCAUAUGGAAAUACGGUACGCCAAUGUACCGUGUCUAUUCACCGUUGUAUGUGUUACAUAUCAUUGCGGAACUGUAUCGUUGUCCGUGAACCAAAUUGACUCUUUGGAUUUUCUGCUAUCACCAAAUACAAUGAACCCGUUUUUGGUGCAAUGCAACCUGGUGCCACAACAUCCUGUUACCGUACAUCAACUGGUACCCUCGUCAAGCUCUGUGUACCAUCAACAGCUCCAAAUCUGCGAUUUUGAAGACGUUUCGUCACAGCAAACAAAAGAAUGUCCAGCUAUUGAAGAGGAUAGCAACGAGUUCUACUUGAAUCCUGAGCCACGGAUCAGGGAGCUACAUACGACAAUUCAAGAGGAUGACGAGGCACUAGAUCAUCAAAAGACGUUGCUUCAGACACCAGCUGUUGAGCUUUUGCAUUACAAGGAGACAUUGUUGUAUCAGCAAGAAAACGAUGACGAUGAAGCAUCCGGCAUGUUCACCUCAGACGAAGAUUUCUCAUUGAUUGACGAAGAAGAUGACAUACCAGAAGAUGGCAGCAAUUAUCAUUACCAUAAAGCCAGAUCAGCAUUACUUGAACUCGUGCAGGACACGCUUCAAUACAUUGAAUCCAGUGGUGGCGCGUUAACAGACGAAUUGAAUAACUUGGCACCUAAGCUUUUCGAUUACUGCUCUUCAUUGUAA
This is a messenger RNA of Mucor velutinosus, 1266 nucleotides long. Its product is annotated as ATP-binding cassette transporter snq2. Lineage: Eukaryota; Fungi; Mucoromycota; Mucoromycetes; Mucorales; Mucoraceae. The transcript has a single exon. The coding region runs from base 1 to 1266 and encodes 421 amino acids. The record is from RefSeq and is a predicted model, not a curated record.